ACCGGCAGCAUGCAGCAAGAUGAGAUCACCUGGAGCAUUAUUAACAAACAGUUCUGCUCGUUUAAAGUGAAAACACAGACGCAAAACUUUUGCCGCAAUGAGUACAACCUGACCGGGUUCUGUUCGCGGCACUCCUGCCCAAUCGCCAACAGCCAGUACGCGACGGUGCGGGAAGAAAAUGGCAUCAUCUACCUGUACAUGAAGACAGCGGAACGGAAUGCGUUCCCGUCCAAGCACUGGGAAAAGGUGAAGCUGUCCCGGAACUUUGACAAAGCGGUGUACCAGAUCAAGGAGAAUCUGCUCUAUUGGGACCGGUGGGUGCAGACCAAGUGCAAGCAGCGUUUCGUCAAGAUUACGCAGUACCUGAUCCGGAUGCGUAAGCUGAAGCUGCGCCGACAGAAGAUGCUUGUACCGUUGGCGACGAAGGUCGAGCGGCGGGAACGGCGCCGGGAGGAGAAGGCCCUGGUGGCGGCCCGUAUCGAUAAUGCGAUCCAGAAGGAGCUGAUGGAGCGGUUAAAGAUGGGCAUGUACGAGGACAUUUACAAUUUCCCGCAAACGGCGUUCGAUCGAGCACUGGACGAAGAGGAGGUGGAGGAGGAGGAGAUGGAAGAGAUGGACGAGGAGGAGCGUGAGAUGGAGGAGGAGGAAGAGCAUCGGGAGAUGAAUAAGGUGAAGCAGGUGAGCGAAAGUAUGCGGCGCGAGCUAGAGAUGGCGGACGAGUUUGUCGAGGGCGAAACGGAUGACGAUGAGGAGGACGACGAAUCGGAUGCGGAUAGCAGGUCGGGCGAGCGGGUACGCACCGAGGUGGACAGUGAUUUCGAGUCGGACGACGGAUCGGAAAUGGAGGACUAUGUGCCGAACGUGUCCCUGCGGCCACCGAAAUCUGACGACGAGGAAACACCGUCCAAAUCUCUAGACGCACCGUCCGCGAAGAAGAAGGCGCGCAAAAUCCGCAAACCCAAGCUCGAGUUCGAGUAUGAAGUGGAAGCUGAACAACCGGUGCGGCGUAGCAUACAUCAGUGAGAUGCCGUACAGCAAUGGGGCGACGUUACGGUUUCUCAUACCGGCAGUGUUGCGCGGCAGUCAGAAAAAUGUCUGCCGCAUAACGCGCGUCUCGAUCAGCUCCGACUCGGUGUACUA
Molecule: messenger RNA, 1140 nt
Organism: Anopheles maculipalpis
Lineage: Eukaryota; Metazoa; Arthropoda; Insecta; Diptera; Culicidae
Gene: Rbm13
Product: protein MAK16 homolog A
Exons: 4
Coding region: 10-1023 (337 amino acids)
Biological process (GO): maturation of LSU-rRNA; maturation of 5.8S rRNA
Cellular component (GO): nucleolus; preribosome, large subunit precursor
Source: RefSeq, a predicted model, not a curated record